GAUGUUGGAAAUUGGUCGAGUUAUGUUCGGUGAUUGUGCGUUUGUAGCGCAUCAAAGAAGGCCUGCAGCUGGUCCAGAACCUACUAGGACUCAUUACAAUCCUGUUCCAUCCAUUAGGAAGAUGGAAAGGCAAAAGAAUGUACGAAUGAAUCAAGGACAAAGAGCUAAAAGGCCUACAGCACUGUAUAAUUCUCUUCCUAUAAGUAUGGCAAAUGGCGGACAUUUCGAUGCCUCUUCCGAUGACAACUCAACACCAACCCGUAGACGACGAGCUGUUAAUAGGGUUUUUCAAGAGUUUGCUGAUGAAACAUCAAUGCACGGUGUUCCAAAAAUUAUAAACGCAAAAAGUCUUCCCGCAAAAAUAUUUUGGUCUAUUAUCUGUCUAGCAGCUUUUGUCAUGUUUAUCUGGCAAACGGGUAUUCUUUUGGCUAGAUUUUAUUCUUACCCUAAAAAAGUUAACGUAGAAAUAGUACAAAGACCAGUCAGAUUUCCACAUGUAACUGUCUGCAAUUGUAAACCGCUUGAUAUGAUUGCCGUUAAUGUAAUUGAAAACCUACGAGACGGCGUAGAUAAUUCUGAAACUUUUGCAAAAUUUCCUUAUUUAUCUGAUUUUGCUGAAAAAUAUACUAAAUAUCAGGAGCAAGUCUUUAAGUUUAUGUUUACUACCACCUUUAUCGACAGGCGUAUAGACGGCAAUGACACCUUUCCUCCACAAGAUUAUCAGUAUGGUGAACCGGACAAUUUUACUUUUCAGGAAUAUCCACAAGAAACUGAUAUGAAUUUCACAGGCGGAUUGGAUACAGAUUUAGAAGAGCAACAGCGUAGGCGGACCGAAUAUUUAAAGUAUCUCAAUUCAAAGAUGGGAUUAGCAGCAAAUAUCGGUUCAGAAGUAAUUUUCUCCGCUGGUAUUCAACUGAAGGAAUUUAUUGUACAUUGUAAUUUUAUGAAUAGGGAUUGUAACGAUGAAAUUGCUAAGCACAUCUUUGUUAAAAAUUUUAAUGAAAUAUUCUUUAACUGUUUUACUUUUGCACCCGAAAGGAUUAUGGAGAAUACUGCUACUAGAUUACAUGGUGUUGAGCAAGGAUUAAAUCUCCUUCUUUUCACGGGAAGUGGGGGAACUGUGGAAGCCGCAAGCCAUUAUGUAACUCCAGGAAUAACAGAAACAGAUUCACCGUUAUCUGGAACUACAGGUUAG
This is a messenger RNA of Dimorphilus gyrociliatus, 1195 nucleotides long. The record is from the annotation of a GenBank genome assembly. Lineage: Eukaryota; Metazoa; Annelida; Polychaeta; Dinophilidae.